AUUGUACCUUCAUUCUCAGGAUGUUGGGAGCCAUGGGAGGUUGUGAAUAGAAGAGGCCCAUGGUCUGAGUUAGACUUGUCAAAGUUUUCCAAAACCCGAUCACAAUUAGAACAGCCUGGAAAGGGGGUGAUAACAGAGGCACAGGAAAGUUGAGACCUUGUGCAACAUCCCACAGCAGGUAAGAGUCAGCGCUGAGGAGUGAGACCGAGGGCUAAUUGGGGACCUGGAGGAACUGCGCUACCCACAGUGCCCCGCGCCAGAGUGGGAAAGUGCGGAGCCAACGAACGCUCAGAAAAGGAUAGGAUCGUUCCUGAGUUUGGACCCACAGGGUGAGGGCGGGACUUUAGCUCCUCUUAAGUCAUUUCAGGAUCACUUAACUCCAGGGCUGGGCAGGCGAACAGUGGGGCCAGAGCCCAUGGAGCCCCAGCCAUGGUCACCUGCCUCUCACAACCUUCCUUUCCCACAGAUUUCCAUGACUACAGAAGCACUUAUGGACUAUACGAAGGGCUGUGUGACCUUUGAAGACGUGGCCAUUUACUUCUCCCAGGAGGAGUGGGAGCUCCUUGAUGAGACUCAGAGGCUCAUGUACCUGGAUGUGAUGUUGGAGAACUUUGCACUUAUAAUCUCUCUGGUUUGUUGGUAUGGAAUGGAGAAUGAAGAGACACCUUCUGCAGAGAGUGUUUCUGUAGAAAAAGUGUCACAGGUCAAGACUCUGAAGGCAGGUCCAUCCACCCAGGAAACUCACCCCUGUGAGUUGUGUAUCCCAAUCCUGAAAGACAUUUUGCAUCUGGGUGAUCUACGUGGGCAGAAACCAUACUUCGUGGGGGCGUGUGCAAUCCUUCACCAGGACCAGAAGCACCACAGUGCAGAAAAUCCAUUAAAAAGAGACUUGGAUAGGGCCUCCUUUUUGAAGAGCUGCAUAUUCCAUGUGUCAGGGAAUCCCUUCCUCUGUAAGAAGAUUAGAAAGGACUUCCCAGCCCACUGGGGCCUUCUUGAGCCCCAGGGUAUCCCCAAAGGUGAGAAGCUAAAUAAAAUCAGCAAGUGUGGGGAGGCCUUUCACUGUGGAAAAUGUCAUUACAAGUCAGGUAAAUGCAGAAAAGAUUCCAACCAUAAACAUGUUCAGCACCUAAAAGUCUGCACUAGAAAAAGAGUUUUUGAGUCUAGCAAAUGUGGAAAAGCCUUCCAAGACAAAUACUCACUUGUUCCCUUCCAAAGAGUCUGCACUGGAGAAAGGCCUUAUGAGUGCAAUGAAUGUGGAAAAUCUUUUAGCCAAAAAGCCACCCUUAUUAUACACCAGAGAGUUCAUACUGGAGAAAGGCCAUAUAAGUGUAACGAAUGUGGGAAAUCUUUUAGUCAAAGCUCCAACCUUAUUGAACACUGCAGAAUUCACAGUGGAGAAAGGCCUUAUGAGUGUAGAGAAUGUGGAAAAGCCUUUGGGUGCAAAUCUAAUCUUGUUCGGCACCAGAGAACUCACACAGGAGAAAGACCUUAUGAGUGUGGUGAAUGUGGGAAACUCUUUAGACAAAGCUUCAGCCUUGUUGAACACCAGAGAAUUCACACUACAGCAAGGCCUUAUGAGUGUGGCCAAUGUGAGAAAUCCUUUAGUCAAAAAGCCACCCUCAUUAUACAUCAGAGAGUUCACACUGGAGAAAGGCCAUAUAAGUGUGGAGAAUGUGGGAAAUCUUUUAGUCAAAGCUCCAACCUCAUUGAACACUGCAGAAUUCACACUGGAGAAAGACCUUAUGCGUGUAGUGAAUGUGGGAAAUCCUUUAGUCAAAGAGCUACCCUUAUUAGACACCACAGAAUUCACACUGGAGAAAGGCCUUAUGAAUGUGGGGAAUGUGGGAAAUUCUUUAGACAAAACUUUAGCCUCAUUGAACACCGUAGAAUUCACACUACAGCAAAAAAUUAUGAGUGUGGCCAAUGUGGGAAAUCUUUUAGCCAAAGAGCCACCUUUAUUAGACACCAGCGAGUUCACACUGGAGAAAGGCCUUAUGAGUGUGGGCAAUGUGGGAAAGCUUUUGGGUACAAAUCUAAACUUGAUCGACACCAGAGAACUCACACUGGAGAAAGACCUUAUGAGUGUGGUGAAUGUGGAAAAUUCUUUAGGCAAAGCUACAGCCUAGUUGAACACCAGAGAAUUCACACUAGAGCAAGGCCUUAUGAAUGUAGCCAGUGUGGGAAAUCCUUUAGCCGAAGAGCAGCUUUCAUCAAACACCAGAGAGUUCAUACUGGAGAAAGACCAUAUAAGUGUGGUGAAUGUGGGAAGUCCUUUAGUCGAAGCACCAGCCUUAUUCAACACUGCAGGAUUCACACUGGAGAAAGGCCAUAUGAGUGUGGUCAAUGUGGGAAAUUGUUUAGGCAAAAGUCUGUCCUCAUUCAACACCAGGUAGUUCACACUGGAGAAAGGCCCUAUGAAUGCAGCAAAUGUGGGAAAUCAUUUAGCCAACGCUCCAGCUUCUUUCAACACCAAAAAUGUCACAAUACAUAGAGACCACAUGAAGACAGCAAAUGUAGAAAAUCCUUCAGGCCAAGGGUCAACAUUGUUUAGUAUCAGGAGACCUAUAUUUGAGAAAGGCCUUAGAACUACAGGGAAUGUGCUGUCUCUUUGUUCAGAGACACUAGGAAUCCUUUGUGAAGGAGCCAUCUGCCUGAAGUUGAACCUGAUACUUGCAAGCAUCCAGAAGAGUGAAAUUCCCCAUGAGUUCCAGGUGUGUGUUAGCCAUCCAUGAGCUUCUGCUUUGCACAUUCUAGACUGCCUGGGUCCCUGGCCAGAGCUUAAUCACUGCUGGUUUCUCUGGUAGAAGCCGUCUCCUCUCUUGCACGUUGCAUAGUGGGCUUCAGUAAACCUAACAUGCCGAGACAAGGCAGGUGUCUGUACUCUCCCCAUUUUCUGGAGCAAAUUUUGAGUAGCCUGAGCCCUUAGAGUGACUUUAUUCCUUUUUCUGAGUAUGCCAUGGAUCUGGCUGUUUUGGCCAAGAGCACUCUGUCUGGGUUCAUCCAGAGGCUUGCAGGGAAGGCUGGUCUUCUUGGAAAUUCUUGGUCUCGCAUGACCCUUCUGGCAAUGGUUUCAGGCUCUAAAUCACUAACCAUUAACUUCCUGUCUAGCACUGUUCUGGGAUUUGUGUAGAAAUAAAGCCCUUAUUGUUCUGUGUACUUUUAAUCAGGGGGUUCUGUUCACUAUUUUGGGUGGGAGGAAUACAGAAUUGGGCUCUGUUGGUAUGAAAAGUUGAAUAGGUUUUAUGGGGCCUUUACCUCAUAUGUCUCAGUAUGGACACUAUUUUAGCCAAGAGUAGUUCUCAUUUCCAUUUUCUUUAAAUUGCACUGCUACCCAAGACAUCCAGUGAAACAAUACAGAGCUUUGUGGUCCUAGUUUUCAGGCUCAAUGUCUCCAUAUUUUUUUUCUUUUUAGACCAGAAGUCACCCUGAAGAGGGGUCAGUUGUUAUGACUAUGUCCUGUGCUUCUUGGAAUAGCCUGAAUUUGUUCCGUUAUGCCCACAUGAUGUCACAUAAUGCCCAACACUGUUUAGGGGAAGCUUUCCAUCAGGUUCUAUGACGAGCCAUGUGCCUUGAUGUACAUAAUUCCAUAGGUUGGUGUCACUAGUAAAGAGUAUGGGAUCCAGGUGUGAACUGUAAUUGGUAUAAAAAUACUGAAUGUGAUUAAUAGGGAGCCAGCAGCAAACCAGAAGGAAUAUGCUUUUUGUAAAAGGAAUCUGAAAUUCCCAUGACUAUGGCUUUGAGUAAUCACAGUACCUCCAAAUCUGUGUACCUCCCAUAGUUAAGGCCAUUAUCAGAGAAAAUAUUCUUAACAUGUUGUAGAUUCGCAUUGUAUUUUUGGGAUGUUCACUGGAAGUCCAAAUUCUAUAUAGGCAAAAAGACAAGGAGAUAGAAUGGAGCUCCUGUAGUGCAAUGGUGUGGACUUUAUCUGCUGCACUGGUGGAGUUCUGCCCUUUCCCAGGCAUGAGGAAGGAGAUAGUGGAACCAACAUGGGGUUUCUAAAAAGUGGGAGAACCAGAGUUUUUGUUUUCAAUCAUUUUUUAAAAAUUGAGGUGUAAUCAACAUGCAAUAAUCUAUACAUAUUUAAGGUGUACAAUUUGAAAAGUUUUAUCAUACACUAUAAACCCAUGAAACCAUCAUAAUCUCAACAAUGAACAUAUCCAUGAUUUGUCUUGUGCCAUUUUAAUGGAUUAGUUUGCAUUUUUAGAACUUUAUAUGAAUGGAAUAAUAAAGUAUUUACUUUUUUCUCAUAUUUUUCA
Messenger RNA from Lemur catta (Ring-tailed lemur), 4256 nucleotides. Its product is annotated as zinc finger protein interacting with ribonucleoprotein K-like. Gene Ontology annotation, biological process: regulation of transcription by RNA polymerase II. The coding region runs from base 416 to 2491 and encodes 691 amino acids. Gene Ontology annotation, molecular function: RNA polymerase II cis-regulatory region sequence-specific DNA binding; DNA-binding transcription factor activity. The transcript is spliced from 3 exons. The record is from RefSeq and is a predicted model, not a curated record. Lineage: Eukaryota; Metazoa; Chordata; Mammalia; Primates; Lemuridae.